Hibiscus syriacus is the source of this 3188-nucleotide messenger RNA. Its product is annotated as protein NLP6-like. The coding region runs from base 91 to 3018 and encodes 975 amino acids. The record is from RefSeq and is a predicted model, not a curated record. Gene Ontology annotation, molecular function: DNA-binding transcription factor activity; protein binding. The transcript has 5 exons. NCBI's taxonomy places the organism in Eukaryota, Viridiplantae, Streptophyta, Magnoliopsida, Malvales, Malvaceae.
AAGAGAAAGAGAACUACCCUCCUCCACAGGAAAAAUAAUUAAAGAAACCCAACUUUUUUUUUCUUUUCCGUUUUGUUUCUUCCCCAUAAAAUGUGCGAGCCGGAGGAAGACAACGCGUGUCCUUCGCCGCCAAAACAACAGCAGCAGGGGAUAAUGGAUAUGGAUUAUCUGGAUCUGGAUUCUUCCUGGCCCUUGGAUCAGUUGACUUUCCUUUCUAAUCCCACCUCUCCUUUUAUCAUACCCUCUUCUUCCGAGCAGCCAUGUUCUCCUCUCUGGGCUUUCUCCGAUGAAGAUACUAAGUUCGGGCCUGCCGCCGCUGCCGGUUACAAUCUUUUUGUCAAGUGUACUCCCAAUCCUGUAAAUGAAAAUGCUAAGGAGGGCAAUGAUAAUAGAAGGCUGCCAUCUCCAUUUUUGGGAUUGCUGCCCCUUGAAAACCCAGAUAGUUAUUGUGUUAUUAAAGAGAGGAUGACUCGGGCACUGCGUUACUUCAAGGAAUCAACUGAACAACAUGUUCUAGCGCAGGUUUGGGCACCUGUAAAGAAUGGGGGUCGGUAUGUUCUAACAACUUUGGGGCAACCCUUUGUCCUUGAUCCACAUAGCAAUGGAUUGCACCAGUACAGGAUGGUUUCUUUGAUGUACAUGUUUUCAGUGGAUGGAGAGAGUGAUGUUGAGCUCGGACUUCCUGGCCGUGUUUUCCGGCAAAAAUUGCCGGAAUGGAGUCCAAAUGUACAGUAUUAUUCCAGCAGAGAGUAUUCACGGCUUGAUCAUGCUCUGCUAUACAAUGUUCAGGGAACCUUGGCGUUGCCAGUCUUUGAACCUUCUGGACAGUCUUGUGUGGGUGUUGUUGAACUCAUAAUGACUUCACAGAAGAUUAACUAUGCACCCGAGGUUGAUAAAGUAUGCAAAGCGCUUGAGGCAGUGAAUCUGAAAAGUUCUGAAAUAUUGGAUCAUCCAAGCACCCAGAUUUGCAAUGAAAGUCGCCAAAGUGCACUGACUGAUAUUUUGGAGAUUUUGACAGUGGUCUGCGAAACUCACAAACUACCCCUGGCUCAGACUUGGGUCCCUUGCAAGCAUCGCAGUGUUUUGUUCCAUGGCGGUGGUCUAAAGAAAAGCUGUACAAGCUUUGACGGUAGCUGCAUGGGACAAGUUUGCAUGUCAACAACUGAUGUGGCAUUCUAUGUUGUAGAUGCUCACAUGUGGGGUUUCCGGGACGCUUGUCUUGAGCAUCACCUACAAAAGGGUCAGGGGGUUGCUGGGAGGGCAUUUUUAUCACUCAACUCGUGCUUUUGCUCAGACAUUACCCAGUUCUGCAAAACCGAGUAUCCUUUAGUACAUUAUGCUCGCAUGUUUGGAUUAACCAGCUGUUUUGCAAUCUGCUUACGGAGUACUUAUACCAGAGAUGAUGAUUACAUUAUCGAGUUUUUUCUGCCCCCUGCUAUUGCCGACCGCAAUGAACAACAGACUUUAUUGGGCUCCAUACUGGCAACGAUGAAGCAGCAUUUCCAAAGUCUUAAGGUUGCUUCUGGAGCUGAACUGGAAGAUCAUGAAGGAUCUAUUGAAAUCAUUGAAGCCUCUUCAGAAGAAAGGCUUGAAGCAAUUCCAAUUCAUCCAUCUGUGAAGUCGCCACCCGAGAAUAACCCCUCACCCAACCGAGAAGAAGGGCAAUUAGACUCUUCAAAGCAGCGAUUAACUGUGAAUUUGGACUCUGCAACUCGUGGAGCUGACCUUGUUGCUAGUGGAAGCCACAAUCUUGUUUGUCCUCAGCAGAAUAAAGACAUUAAAAAACCAGAGAGAAAACGCGGGAAAACUGAGAAAUCGAUUAGUCUGGAGGUGCUCCAACAGUACUUUACAGGGAGUCUCAAAGAUGCUGCAAAGAGCCUUGGUGUUUGUCCUACAACAAUGAAGCGCAUCUGCAGGCAGCAUGGGAUAUCCCGGUGGCCGUCUCGUAAGAUCAACAAAGUCAACCGUUCCCUCACUAAGCUAAAACAUGUUAUUGAAUCUGUACACUGCGCUGAUGGAGCAUUUGGUUUAACUUCACUUGCCAAGAAUCCACUACCUGUUGGUGUUAAUUCCAUUUCGUGGCCGAAUGGGUCCAAUCAACAAAACUCACCAAACUCUAUACCUUUUGAACAUCAAGGUGAAAGAAAUGAUUCACCAAAAUGUUUGACACCGGGAAGUAAUGGACAUGUUUUAGUGGAAGAUCAAUUGUUGGGAGGGAGGACAUUGAGCCCAGAAGAACAUUUCCCUCGGCAGAAUGGAUUUUCAUCAGACUUUGAUAAAGGGAUAAAGAGAUCCAAAACAGGGAGUGGCUCUAGAGAAGAGAGUGCUGGGACGCCAACUUCUCAUGGUUCAUGUCAAGGUAGCCCUGGAAUUGAAAGUGCUGCUACUAAGGCUCCGCAGCAAUGCUUUAAAGCACACGGCUCUCCCGAGCUGGCCUUCCAACAUCCUUUAAGGGAUCAGAAUAUAUCAGCCACGUUCUCAAUGCCUACAGCUCUUGUGACCGCAGAACCCGAAGAGCCAUUCGGAGGUAUGCUAGUGGAAGACGCUGGAAGUUCUAAAGACUUGAGAAACCUUUGUACUUCAGCGGCAGACAUUGGCAUUGAUGAGCGAUUUCCAGAAUCUAGUUGGACGCCACUUCCAUGUUCUGAUCCGGCUCUUAAGCAAGCCAUGGCCACCUUUACUCACUCAACAACACCCCAUGUGAUAGCAAGGCAUGAAACGGAGAAUGUGACCAUUAAGGCUACUUACAGAGAAGAUAUAAUUAGAUUCCGGAUCUCCUUACGUUCCGGUAUCGUGGAAUUAAAAGAGGAAGUAGCCAAGAGGCUGAAGCUAGAGCUAGGUACCUUUGAUAUCAAAUACCUGGAUGAUGAUAACGAGUGGGUUUUGAUAGCUUGUGAUGCCGAUCUCCAGGAAUGCGCAGAUGUUUCGAGAUCAUCGGGCAGCAAUAUCAUUAGAUUGUCUGUUCAUGAUGCCAUGGGCAAUCAAGGGAGUUCUUGUGAGAGCACUGGUGAGUUAUAAUUAGGCUGUAGAUAUAUUAUUAUAUUGGUGUAAUGUCCUAGAAUUAUAGGAGGGUGAAAGUGCAGAUUUUGGUUCCAAGAGCUUCCUCAAGUGUAAGAAACUUUCUUUUUUGAUCUUUUAUGAUAGGUGGUUUAAUAUUGUAACUUGGCAAUCCAUUUCCAUUCUUAAUA